Aspergillus puulaauensis is the source of this 2118-nucleotide messenger RNA. RefSeq lists its product as uncharacterized. Bases 1 to 2118 code for a protein of 705 amino acids. The record is from RefSeq and is a predicted model, not a curated record. The transcript has 9 exons. Gene Ontology annotation, biological process: DNA-templated transcription; positive regulation of transcription from RNA polymerase II promoter by galactose. Lineage: Eukaryota; Fungi; Ascomycota; Eurotiomycetes; Eurotiales; Aspergillaceae. Gene Ontology annotation, molecular function: RNA polymerase II cis-regulatory region sequence-specific DNA binding; zinc ion binding; DNA-binding transcription factor activity, RNA polymerase II-specific. Gene Ontology annotation, cellular component: nucleus.
AUGACGGGCCACAGCAGGAAUGAGCCGCCCCCAAAACGCCAAAAACUUCCGCUGCCAGCGCUCGCCAGUCGCUCGGGCAGUGGGUCGCAGAGGCCGGCUCGCAGGAAAGUAAUGGAGGCUUGCCAGCAAUGUCGCGAGAAGCGUAUCAAAUGUAACGGAAAGUGGCCGUGCGAGAGUUGCUGCAGGAAGGGCUACGAGUGCAGUCUGGGCUCCGGCACACAGGAUGACCAUGUUCAACUGACCAAUGUCGUAAAUCAAAUUCUGGCACGCCUGAGCCGGGUCGAGGAGGCCAUGGAAAGGCAAUCUGAGGAUUCCGGUGCAAGUGAGGGCGUGGGGCAAGUUUACGACACGAACAUUUGGCGCGCUGAUUCUGCUAUAGGACAUCAAACGCGUACGAAGGACGGCCCAACAAUUGACUCUGCCACCGAGGUGAAUCCACAAACGGGCUGUUUCGAGUACUAUGGAGAAACAUCCAACUUUGUCAUAGCAAAGUCCCUAGCCAGGAGACUGCAGCAUUAUGGAGGCCAUGUUGAUCCAUCCCCUGGCAGCCAGGACGAUAGACAAGUGCAUGUAGGAGCCGAAACUGAUGGGCUUGGCCUGCACACCAUGCUGGACUCGUAUGACCUUGUUAUGCCUCAUAACACAGCUGUCAGGCGAUAUCGGACUCUGCAAAGGGAUAUCGCAGAUGGACAUUUAGAGACCUUCCUUGCCACAAUCCAUAUCUACCUCCCGAUCUUUGAUAUCCAAACCUUUCGAGCCAAGUACUGUCGCCUAAGAGACCUCUUUGGCUCCAACCUAUUGUUCACAUCGCCGCGAGAGAACCAGGUUCAGCAGCAAUCGUUAUGCCUGCUAUACGCAGUUCUUGCUCUGGGUGCAUUAUAUGCCGACGAUGAGGACAGCUCAUCCUGGGCUUCUUGGUAUUUUGCGGAAGCGCAGGGGUUGAUUGGGCGUUUGUUUGAUGCAGUCAGCUUGGAGCUGGUGCAAGCGGGAAUGCUCAUGGGUGCCUAUGCACAGCAUGCUCUGAAACCAAGUUUGGCCUAUAACCUGGCGGGGCUCGCGACCAGAAUGGCGUUUUCAAUCGGUCUAAAUGUUGACUCUCGUCUCACACAACACUGCUGGGAUGCCGAGGAAGGGCGGCGCACAUGGUGGAUGAUCUAUAUCCAGGAGGUGGAAUUGAGCGUGGACUCUGGCCGGCCAAUGUCCAUCAGCAAAAGUGACAUUUUAGUCGACCUGCCGGCAGAUGUUCCAUCUUCAGAUCAACUCCAUCAAUCGAUGGCUCCGUUCAUCAAAGCCCUUGCGGGAAUCGCGCAGAUUACUCGUGGGAUUCUAAAGUUGGUUACUGCGUGUCGCACUAUUGACACAAGGAGAUCGUCUGCGAUCAAGAUUCCCACGUUCGACGACCGCCUGAAUCAAUGGCGGCAAUCGCUGCCCGCCAUGCUCCUCUUCGACGAUGAAGACUUCCGCCAGGAGUCCGAAAGUGCAACUUCCUGGGUCCCUCGCCAGCGGAGCAGCCUUCUUGUUCACUACUAUCUUGCCCUUAUCGUCCUACAUCGGGGUUCAUUCACGAAAGCCGAUCCUUCAACGACCAGCAGCCUAAUCAAGCACUCUCGGGGCACUUGUGUACAAGCUGCGCGUGUAAUCAUUGUGCAUGUGCAUGGCUUGUUCGGAGCGGCGCCUUGCCUGAAACGUUGGAGAUAUUACUGCUAUUACUGCCUUCAGGCCACAUUGGUACUUCUGAUGCAAAUCAUUGACGAGCCAGCGGCCGAGGAAACUCACGAAAUAGUCACAGUUUGCCGGCUCGCCGUCAGCGUCUUUAGACAAAUUAAUCUGAAAGCUGCUAAGCGGUGCGCUGAGUUGGCGACUCAAAUAAUUGAACAGUGGAGAACGCAAUAUGACCGCGAAAAUGCAAAGGGCCAGCCGCAAGGUCUGUGGUCAAAUUUCGAUGCAGUUGCCAGGAUGACGGAUCUGGAGCGAAUGCCUGAGAGUCAUGGUUUGGACCUUUCCAUCAAUGACGACUUAUGGGCCUUUUUUGCGGAUCCGGAAGUGCAUUCAAGAUCGUUUGAUAGCUGGGUGGAUAUCUUGAAUGCGGAGGAUGUAUAUAAAGAUCGAACUACUUAG